Molecule: messenger RNA, 4342 nt
Organism: Vitrella brassicaformis
Lineage: Eukaryota; Vitrellaceae
Source: the annotation of a GenBank genome assembly
CUCCUCGGCCGGUUGAUCCAAACAACACGCAAUCGCGUCUCUCGUGUGUGUACACACACGCACACACUCCUGUGUGUGUCACAACGACACAAAAAGAAGCCAUUUAGCUAGCUAUAGAUCCUCCCACGACUCGACGGCUGGGCUCUCAUCCCGUGGGGCCUCUCUGUCUCUGCUGGUCUGCCUUUCGCCUUUCUUGUCCUCUGCCUGCGCACUCCUCACCGCCCCUUGUGUGGCACCGUCCCUCGCUGCACUCUCCCCGUCCGGGGGCGGCGGCUCGGCGGCCUGCGGCGACGCACUGGGGGCCUGCGCUGGCAGACUGGGGAUCUGACAGUUAGAACCGCAGAGCAGAGCAAGCACAUACAGACAGUGUGGCGAAAUGGAUGAGAUGAGUGUGUCAUUCAUCUGACCGACCUCGACUCGCAGGCUAGUGAACGGGUGUGACUUGGUCUUCAGGUGGCGCAUCGCUGCCUGAACACACAUAAAGAAACACACAACUCGGGUGUGCGUGCCGGUAUGUUCGUGUGCGUGGCGUGGGUCGUACCCCCCCGGUACGGUACCCACCUGAGCGGCUGAAGGCACGAGGAACUCGGCGUACAUGGUGUCGCCCUCUGCCCGGACCCGCAAGUCGCCCCUGAACGGCUCCAGCAGGUCGCUCAGCGUCUUGACUGUCGUACGCCGAUCCACGUGGAAGAAGACUAUACGUGGAACCAGCUGGCCGAACCGAAUCACGUUCUUCUGCAGUUGACACAAGGACAGACAAGGGCCCCACACACAUGCACACACAUGGAUGCUCAAAACACGUACGUCCAUCCGUCAAUUUCCUCACCUUCUUGAAGCCAGUUAGAGGACGGGCAAUGGCGCCCAAUGGAGGAGUGCGAUCAACAACCACUGAGCAGAGUCAACAAGUCAACACAGAAGGAAGGCUCCUUCUUCUCCCUCCGUGGCCCUCGCUCUCGUGGCUCUCUCACCCACACGCACGCACCUGACAGAAGUGGGUUGGGUACCCUCGACAGCCUUCCAUCGAACAUCACCACUGGGUGGGCAUGGUUGUCGUCCCCGUCUUUGGCCGUGUGCACUGCGAGCCCGUAGUGCAGCUCCGCAUAAGACUGGAUGAACUGCCGACGACGGCCGUCGCAGGGGGCCAGGUGCAUGCCCGAAUGGCGCGUUUUGACGACCAUGUCGAGCUUGGCCUCGAUGCCCUCCAGAUAACGGCGGAAGAAUCUCCCUUCCUCCACCAGAUCGUCCACGUAGAACUCCUCCUGCACUGGCUCGUCUUUGCGAAAGGCUGACGCCAACCGGCGGGCGCGGUCUGCCUCACCACACGCAUCCUCGCACGGCAGCUUCGGCAACUCACCUGACAAGACAACGUCAAAUGCAGCACAUAGCUGUCGGCGAGUGAGUAUGUGUAUGUGUGUGUUGGUGGUGUCUGUGACCUCUUCUGGGGUCGGCUGAGCAGCCGCCACACGGCACCUCCCUCUUGAGAUGGCCGCACCGGCACUGCAGCUGCACCUUCACCGGACAGGGCACAUCGGGGCAGGGCGAGCUGCCGUGACACGUAGCCUGCAUGGUAAGCAUGCACACACAUACAGACCACCUUGCAAUGCCUCCCUCCCCACGUGUGGCGCUCGCUCGCCUCGCAAAGGUGUUCGCAGUGCAGCCUCAGCUUGCCACACUUGUGAUUGCAGGGCGGGCAGGGCGGCGCGUGGCACGUCCGAGUGCAUUGGUGCUUCCCACAAGCGAGCGUCUUCUGGCAUAGCCGACCACACGAGACCUUCUCGCUCCUGACGAAACACGGCACGUUGGGCUUGACCACGUGGCCCCCGGCGCACAUUUUCUCGGUCAACACAGCACACGGCGGACAGUCGCCGAAGUGGCAUGUCGACUGCAUUGUUCACACACCACACACGACAGAGCAACAAAUGUCACGUGAGGUGUCGAAUAUCCACAUGCCCAUUCUUCUCGUACCUGACACUGGUGGCCACAAUCAAGAAUCUUUGUACACGGCAGGGUGCAGUCGGGUGGCUUGGUGCCGCAGGGGAGUGGGGGCUCCAGGGCCGUCCGCCCGCACGCACACGUCAGCGGCUCGCGAAGGGUGAUGGGACACGGCGGACAAUUCCCCAAGUGGCAGAAGUUGGUGCACCGAUGGCCUUCCACGCCGCAGCUGAGCGGCUUGCCACACACUAGCAGGCAGAGGUGUUCCUCAACGAGCACGUCCGAGGGCGUGUUGUAUGCCGGGCAGCACACGACGGUGCACCUGUGGCGGCCGCACGACUUGCGCCGCUUGCACUCGAGGUUGCAGAUGUACGGGCCCUUCUCCGCCUCACUGCAUGUCGUCCUGCGCGACUUGCGCCCGCAACGACAAUCCUACACCAACACACACACACAGAGAGAGAGAGAUGGCAGGUGCUGUGUUGGUCUGCUGGCGUCCUCCCUCCACCCCCUCAGUGACUGACCUGUUUGACCUCAAAUGAGCAGGGAGGGCAAGGGCCCUCAUGGCAGAGUGCCGUGCAGCCGUGCCCACACUCCCUCAGCCGACCGCACACCUCGCCACACGUCGGGAUGGGGGCCGUGCAGUCGACCCGUGCCGCCCUCUCAUCGCUGGUCAGUCGCCUCUUGCCGCACGGGCAGGUGACGACCCGGCUGGGGCUCCAUGGGCACGGGAAACACAUCCCGCCAUGGCACGUCCGCCGACACGUGUGCUUGCCGCAAUCGAGAGGCUGGAAGGAAGAGACAACAGACAGACGGAAGAUCUUCGUUCGUUAGUGCGUGUCAGUCAUUUGUUGCGUGCCGCCGUUGGUUGUGGUGGUCACCCACCCCCCCACCCACCCACCUUGCCGCAGACCUCUCCGCAGCUGAAUUUGGGUGCAGGGCAUGGCCGUGGCUCGGUGACCUUGCCGCAGUGACACGUCUGCUCAUCCAUCUCGCCACACGGCCCACACGCACCCGGAUGGCACUCCUACACACACACAUAUGUGGCAGUGUUUGUUCUAGUGCUCUUCUCUCUCUCGUCCGUGCGCACCUUCUGGCAUUGGUGUAUCCCGCAGUUGAGGGUCUUGCGACACUGCUCCCGGCAGCUGAAAGGCUCCACGUCGCCGCAGAGCUUCUGCACUCCCGUCCUGCCGCAGUGGCAGCGGAUGACCAGGCCCAUCGCAGUGCAUGGCGGACACGGUCCAGGGUGACAUCUGGACACCAUUCACCACACCAUCACAAACACGCAGUGCACGUGUGUUCCUUUCUGCGUCCACUUUGUCGCUUGCGUACAUCAGAGGGCCUGAGCAAGGCAGAGCAGCAAGGCAGCGUGUGUGUGUAAGUGCGCACACAGCUGAUCUGACAUGUCCGGCGGCAGCGUUGCUUACAUGGGUGUGGGCAGGCGCCGACGUUGUUGCCUCCGGUGCUGGGUGGUGCCCCGCUCUGUGACGCCGGAGUCCUCCUCCUGGAGCACGGCUCGCCGCACGAAUGGGGGCACUGCGAGAAGUCAACUGGAGGAGGAUUCUGGUGCACAGACAGACAUCACACAGUGCACAACAGCAAGCAGUGGCCAUUCCUCGGCUGGUUUAGUCACCCAACCCACCCCACCAACCUUGCACCGUCCACAGAAGCACUCGUACUGGGGCAGCUUGUCAGCCAGGUGGAUGUACUGACACUGACGUCAACGAACCAACCAACCAACCAUCACACACACACGGACAACAGCCAGGAGUCAGACUGUUGCCACACUCAAGCGAGAGUGCACUCACUCACUCCCUCACCGCCGGGCAUCGCCAGUCGAGUGUUUCUGUGCCGUGGUCGGUGUUGGACUUGCGUAUCCAGCUGUGGAUGCACCGCAGGUGGAACAUCGCAAAACACGACGGGCAGCUCCAAAUGGCCGUGUGCCUACACACACACACACACACCACAUCCAAGACAGACAGCCGUUUUGUCUCCUCUUCCACCCACCCCACCCCUCGGCCGACCUGCCGACACGACCCAUGCAGAUCAUGCAGUCGUAGUUGCCCUUCUUGAGCAGGCGAGUCAGCCGCUCUGUCAGCUGACUCCCGCCAGCUGGCAAGUCCUGAUCCUCUGUUUCUCCUGCUGCGGGAGGUGUGACGACCCUGUUUGGCCGAUGGUUGUCCCUCCUGCCUCCUUGUCCGCGGCCAUGGCGCCCGCCUCGAUGCUCAGACGGUGCCGGUUGGCUCGACGAGGUUGAUGAAGGGACGUAUGGAGGGAUCUCACCUUCAGCACUCCCUGCCUGCCGCGAAGUCCCUGGCUGCCGCUGUUCCUGCCGGGGUCGCCAGACGGCGGCGCUCUGGCCCUUCGGGCGCCACGACUUCAUCCCAAAGAACCGCCGAAUGCUCUGAUCGCC